This is a messenger RNA of Trichoplax adhaerens, 222 nucleotides long. RefSeq lists its product as uncharacterized. Lineage: Eukaryota; Metazoa; Placozoa; Uniplacotomia; Trichoplacea; Trichoplacidae. The transcript has a single exon. The annotation marks the transcript as partial. The record is from RefSeq and is a predicted model, not a curated record.
UGUUUCUCCGGAAAUGGCCAUUACUAUCGAGGUGGAGUUGCUAAAACAAAAUAUGGGCAUGCCUGUACUACAUGGAAAUCAACUUCCUACACGAAGGACAAAUUUCCUGAGGCAGAUUUAACGAAUAAUUUUUGCAGAAAUCCAGACUCAAGCUUAGCAAGGCCCUGGUGCUUUACUAAAGAUUCUCCUAAUAGACGGCAAGUUUGUGAUAUAUCCAAAUGC